Esox lucius (northern pike) is the source of this 6645-nucleotide messenger RNA. RefSeq names its product piezo-type mechanosensitive ion channel component 2. The coding region runs from base 52 to 6372 and encodes 2106 amino acids. The transcript has 42 exons. The record is from RefSeq and is a predicted model, not a curated record. Lineage: Eukaryota; Metazoa; Chordata; Actinopteri; Esociformes; Esocidae.
UCAGCCAUUAAAGGAACCCUGGUCAAGUACUGGAUCCUGUUCUGCUGCUCCAUGUUCUUUGUAGUUAGCUUCUCAGGCAGUGUGAUGGUCUACAAAAUCCUGUACAUCAUGCUUUUCCUGUUCUGUGUCAUCCUCUACCAGAUCUGCUAUGACGUAUGGAGGCGAGUGUUGAAGUACUUCUGGGUAGUGGUGGUGGGUUACUCCAUGGUGGUCCUGAUAGCAAUCUACAUGUACCAGUUCAAAACCGUCUCUGGACUAUUCCGACAGGUCUUAGGCAUGUCUGAGGAAGGUCUGCGGGAUCUGGGUUUAGAACAGUACGAUACCGUGGAGCUGUUUGCUAGGAUCUUCCUCCCCGCGGCCUUUCUACUUGCCUGCAUCCUGCAGCUGCACUACUUCAACCAGGACUUCCUGGAUCUCACUGACCUGGACAACGUUCCUGUCCGCCAGGCACAAACCAGAGAGGAAGAGCUGAGGAACUCAGUUAAUGUUAUAGCUGACAUAAUUAAAGAAAACCUUGAAAAGUUACAUGAACGGAUGGCAAAGGAGCAGAGUGAGCAAAUAAGUGGUGAGUCAGGACGUCUGGGGAGUCAGGGCACGUUGCACAAUGCUGGACUGUCUCCCUCAGAGAAGACACCUCAGGAGGGGCAUGAGAAAACAGGCACCCCAGAGAGCCGUAUGACCCAGUGGGGGUUGAUGGUUGACCAGGCUGGCCUGCUGCUGUUCCAGGCUCUGGUUGCCUUGCAGUGGGCCCAGGAGAUGGGCUGGAGGCUUAUGGAGCUUCACAGCCUCAAGAUUGUCUCCACCGGCAUCAUCUGGGUGUCCCUACAAGAGGUGUCCCUGAUGAACUUCCUUUUCCUGGUUCUGUGGGUCUUUGCCAUGCCGUUCCCCAGACUCCGCCCCAUCGCCUCCAGUGUGUCCUCCGUUUGGGCCGGUGUCAUGGUGGUUUGUAAAAUGCUGUAUCAGCUCAAGGUCAUCAAACCUCUGGAGUAUUCCUCCAACUGCACCGCUAGCAUAGUGUCACCUAACACGGAGGAGCUACUGAAGAGGUCCGUGCUGUACGUGGAACCUGUCGACCCAGCCAUAUGGUGUGGAGAGCUGCGCAAGUGUGAAGAUAGGAUCCUUCCCUGUCUAAGGAAUAAUUUGAUGGUGCUGGGGUUGCUGGUGUUUGAGGUGACGGUCCAUAGACACCAGCUCUACUACCGCCUUUCCAAUGACCUAAAGACCCCCAGCUUCAGUGUUGUCUUCCAGGGCAUCACACGCCAACACCUGGACCACGGCGUCCUGCCCUGCAUCAAAUACUUCAUUAAUUACUUCUACUACAAGUUUGGCCUGGAGGUGUGUUUUGUGGUGGCUGUGAAUGUGAUUGGCCAGCGGAUGGAUUUUUACGCGCUGCUGCACUCCUUCGCGCUGAUGGCCGUUCUGUCACGACGACGCAGGAAGUCCAUUGGGGAAGUGUGGCCUAAGUACUGCUGCUUCACUGCAGGCCUUAUGGUGCUGCAGUACUUGCUCUGCAUUGGCAUCCCUCCGGCGCUCUGCGUCGAUUAUCCAUGGAGGACCUCCAGUCAAGCGUUGACCUCCAACCUCAUUAAGUGGCUUUACCUGCCAGAUUUUGCCAUGCGUCCUGCUCCUUCUUUCAUCUUUUAUGACCACCUCCUGCUGCUGUGCUCCUCGCUGCAGUGGCAGGUGUUUGAGGAGGAGAACCGGGCCGUGGUGCGCCUCAUGGCAGGGGAGAACGUGGAGAUCAGCCGCAGCCUGGAUCCAAGCUCCUUCAACCAGUACAUCCCCGUCAACAACUUCCUCCACUGCAGAUCUUACUUGGACAUGAUCAAGGUGUUUGUGUUCAGCUACUUCUUCUGGCUGGUCCUAUGCCUCAUUUUCAUCACGGGCACGACCCGCAUCAACAUCUUCUGCCUGGGCUACCUGGUAGCCUGCUUCUACUUCAUGCUGUUUGGUGGCAGCCUGCUCAUGAAGCCUGUACGAUACAUCAUCAGGCUGUGGGACUGGCUCAUUGGAUACACCUGCUUUGUCAUCGGCAUGAAGAACCUGCUUUCUCUUGGCUCAUGUGCUUUUUUGGACAGCCUGUUGAAAAAUGGCUGUUGGCUCAUUCAAGCCUUCAGCAUGGUCUGUACAGUCGAAGGCUAUCAUGUCCCUGCUCCUGAUGAUGAGUGUGAGCUGCCGGAGGGGGAGGCGGGCAUCGUGUGGGAUGCGAUCUGUUUCACUGUGCUCCUGGCUCAAAGGAGAGUUUUCCUCAGCUACUACUUCCUGUAUGUGGUGUCUGACCUCAGGGCCUCAAAGAUCCUGGCAUCCAGGGGUGCUGAACUCUUUGAAGCUAAAGUGAAGAAACGGGUGGCUGCCAGACUAGAGAUGGAGAAGAAGUCUGUGGAGACGCUAAAGAAGCAAAUGGAGAAGAUCAAAUCUAAACAGAAGAGUAAGCCUGGCCCCAGAAACGCAGCAGCGCCAUCUACUGAUUUUGUGCCAAAGGAGGAGAGAGAGAAGGCAAUGAAUGAUCAGGGGAAAUGGUGGAAACCUUGGGUGUCACAGCCAGGGGUGGAGAACAACUGUGGCUACCAUCUUUUUGAGAGUGACAGUGAAGAGGAAGAGGAGGAAGUCCAGGAAAAGUCAGAGGAAGAGGCUACACCAAAAAAGAAAACUGCUUUUCAGUUUGCCUAUGAGGCAUGGGUCACAAGCUCCAAAGCAGCUCUGAAUUUACAUAAAAAAGAAGAGAACAACAUGAAACAAGAGGAGAAGAGGAGGGCAAAGAGAAAGCUGCAGAGACAGAAAGGCAUUGAGAAGACUGAGUCUAGUGAGGAUGAGUUGGAGGUAGAAGAGAAAGAUGAAGAUGAAGCAGAGGAGAAAGAAAACAAAUUUCAGAGGAUCAUCAACUCGCUCAAGUUUUUAUGGGUGUUCAUCCUUUCCCUCGUGGAUGACAUCACUGAGGGCCUUGACUCGUUUUGCAAAGACAAUCAGGACAUUUCCAAAGUGCUGUGCUUUGAGAGGGCUCUUCUGGGGCAGCAACAGAAGAAGGGGAAAGAUGUGACACAGGAGAGUGUGAAGCAAUUCUAUGACAACUGGAUGUCCAGACAGAACACCCUGGCCUCCAUGGAAGACCAAGAGGACAUCAUCCCCCCCGGCAUUUCUCCUCCGCCAUUACCAUCAUCAUCGCGAGGUUACACUAAGCUAAAACACACCCACUCCAAAAUCUCCUGGGGCAGCAGUAUGUCCAGUUGCAUGACGGAUGAGACUCUGCUGGGGUCGCGACAGCCUACUCAGGAUGAGCUGGAAGACCCACCUCUACUCCAGCCGGCUGAUGAGAAGCUAAGAUGGAAACUACUGAAAACUGCCAACAUAGACCUUAGCUCAUUUGAUUGCGAAAGCCCUCCACCAAGGGAGGAUGGUGAAGGAGAGGAAGCUGUUCCUGAUAAGGAGGACUGUGAAGGAGAAGAAGCUGUUUCUGAUAAGGAGGACUGUGAAGGAGAGGAAGCUUUUCCUGAUAAGCAGGACUGUGAAGGAGAGGAAGCUGUUCCUGAUAAGGAGGACUGUGAAGGAGAGGAAGCUGUUCCUGAUAAGGAGGACGGUGAAGGAGAGGAUGCUUAUAAAACAGAGGGGGACUAUAGAAUGGAGAUGGAUGAAUGGAAGGUUAAAGAAAAGCAGGAGGAAAGGGAAAAGGCUGUGAUCCUUGUAGAGUCCAUCUCUCUGGAAUAUCUGGAAUUUGAUAAGUGUAGCGAAGAUUUUCCUGAAUCACCCCGGCCUCUGAGUGAAUCCAGGAACCUCACUGCUAGUGAGCUCCUGCUCAACAACAUGUUUGAUAAUGAUGAAAUCAACGACUCCGACAAGUUCUUUCAGUCUCUGCCGAGGCCUCUGAGACUGCUGUUUGCCAUGUACAACACCAUGGUGUCAAAGUCGGAGAUGCUUUGCUACUUCGUAAUAAUCCUGAACCACAUGGUGUCAGCCUCGCUGCUCAGCCUGAUCCUGCCCAUCCUGAUUUUCCUCUGGGCCAUGCUGUCUGUGCCAAGGCCAACCAAGCGCUUCUGGAUGACCGCCAUCAUCUACACAGAACUGAUUGUGGUGGUCAAGUAUUUUUUCCAGUUUGGCUUUUUCCCCUGGACCACCUCUGCCUACCGUGGCAUAAAUGCGGAGCGGCCCUUUGCUCUGCCAAACAUUCUUGGGGUGGAGAAGAAAGAUGGCUAUGUUCUUUUUGACUUGAUACAACUUCUGGCUUUGUUCUUUCAUCGCUCCAUUCUAAAGUGCCACGGUCUUUGGGAUAACAAAGAGGUGGAGAUGCCAGACUUCUUCAAAAAGUUAAAGAAGAAGACUGAGAAGAAUAAGACGAGUGAGGGAGAAACACCAGGGGAUCACCCAAGGCGAAGACUGCCCUUCCUCCCUCUACAAGCUUCCACUGCCUCUUUAUUUCACAGGCGGGGAAAAGCAACGUCCACAGAUGGUGGUAUGCAACUCAAAAAGCAGCACUCGAAGAAGAGGAAUCGCAAUAAAGUGCCCCUGACCAGGAAGGAGAGGAUCAAGAAGCUUAUCAGAAAACGAAUGCUUGAGGCUAAAGCUGCUAUCAUAGAAGUGGCCCUGCACAUAUAUCUACCCAUCAGGCAGUUCUUCUACGACAUCAUUCACCCAGAGUACAGCCCAGUGUGUGACGUCUAUGCGCUUAUGUUUUUGAUUGACGUGGUCAACUUCAUUGUCAUCAUAUUCGGAUACUGGGCUUUUGGGAAACACAGCGCUGCCGCGGACAUCACAGAUGCUAUUGGGGAGGACCAAGUCCCAUCUGCCUUCUUGGUCAUGUUGCUCAUCCAGUUCGGCACCAUGAUAGUGGACCGUGCUCUCUACCUCCGCAAAACCCUCAUGGGAAAAUGUGUUUUCCAGGUGGUUUUGGUGUUUGGAAUCCACUUUUGGAUGUUUUUCAUUCUCCCUGGGGUGACAGAGAGGAGAUUUAACAUGAACCAGGUGGCACAGUUGUGGUACUUUGUCAAGUGCAUCUACUUCGGCCUCUCCGCCUACCAGAUAAAGUGUGGCUACCCAAACCGUGUGCUGGGAAACUUCCUGACAAAGAACUACAACUACCUCAACCUGUUCCUCUUUCAAGGGUUCCGCCUGGUGCCGUUUCUAAUAGAGCUACGUGCAGUGAUGGACUGGGUCUGGACUGACACCACCCUCAGUUUGGGCAGCUGGAUCUGUGUCGAGGACAUUUAUGCCAAUAUUUUCAUACUCAAAUGCUGGAGGGAGUCCGAGAAGAAAUACCCACACACCCCAGGACAGAAGAAGAAAAAGGUGGUUAAGUAUGGAAUGGGCGGCUUCAUCAUAUUCUUCCUCAUCAGUGUCAUUUGGUUCCCACUCCUCUUCAUGUCAUUGGUCAAGUCAGUUGCUGGAGUAACCAAUCAGCCUCUGGAUGUCUCCAUUCAGCUGAGCAUAGCAGGAUAUGAGCCAUUGUUCACAAUGAGCGCCCAGGAACAAAACUUGGUUCCGUAUUCACAGGCAGGCCUGAACCGGCUCACCAACCUCUAUGCCACUCACCCAUCAGCGAUGCAGUUCCUUGUGAACUACAUGGCAGAGGACAUUGUCAUUGCUAAGAUCAAGAGUGAUGCCAGUCUGCUGUGGAGCAUCAGCCCUGCCAGCCGUGACGCUAUGAUCCAUGAACUCAGCAAUUCCACCCACAUCUACAUGACCUUGCGAUGGGUACUAGUCAGGAAUGCAUCUCUGUCAAUGAACGUGGAAACUGUGGGGGAACACACUGUAAAGUAUGAGAGCCAGGCCUUGAGGGACCAGAUAGUUCAGAUGCUCAAAGGGACACGAAGUGACGCAGUGGUCAUUGAGUCUCUCCUUCCCAAGUUCAUCCGAGGUCCCGGAGGACCUGAGUCCAAGAUGGCCACUCGCCUGGAAGUAGAACACUUGGAUCGGCCCGAAGACCUGAGGACGUUCUCUUUCUUCCGGCCCCUGUCCAUCAAACUACAGAGGGCAGCAGAGAAUGGAAGUGUAGAGAGGGAUCAAUGGUGGAUGGUGGAGGAAUGCACUCCUGGCCAGGGGCACAUCCAAAGCGGCUGCCACAGCAUUGAGAUACUGGUGUUCAACGACAAAGUCAGCCCAUCUAGCCUGGGUGCUCUAGCUGGACAAGGAAUUGUGGGCCUGUACAUGUCCGUGGUGCUAGUCGUUGGAAAGUUUGUCCGGGAAUUUUUCAACGGGAUAUCCCGUUCCAUCAUGUUUGAGGAGCUGCCGUGUGUGGACCGUGUGCUGAAGCUCUGCACAGACAUCUUUGUGGUGCGAGAGACCGGAGAGAUGGAGCUGGAGGAAACACUGUUCGAGAAGCUCAUCUUCCUGUAUCGCUCACCAGAGACCAUGAUUAAGAUGACCAGAGAGAAGAGUGACUAGAGAGCACGCUGACAUUUAAAGAGGACAAUUCGUUUUGGUCAUAUUCCUACUGUACAAUGCAUGUAUUUUGAAAUCACUGACUUGUAAUUACAAUUUUUACAAAGGAAUACCAUAGGUCAGAAUCAUAGAAAUGUGUUCCUAAUAUAAAAUACAUUUUAAUUGAAGUUUUGGACAUUUUUAACUUUACACACACCAAGAAACUGCUGUUUUGUUAAUCUCAUUUUCUUUCACACUGUACUUAUAUUUAAAUUAAUAAAAGCAAUGCAAAGUUCA